AUGGGUCAAUUGAAAGAUUCUAGCCUAUUUGUCAAAUCAAAUGAAGGAAAACUAGCUAUCGUGCUUGUAUAUGUUGAUGACUUAGUCAUCACCGGUGACGAUGGAUCAGAAAUUCUUCAGACAAAAGAGAAUUUAUCAGUCCAAUUUCAAAUGAAAGAACUUGGACAACUCAAGCAUUUUCUUGGUUUAGAGAUUGACCGCACACAAAAAGGAAUAUUCCUUUGUCAACAAAAGUACUCCAAAGACUUGUUGAAAAGGUUCGGAAUGCUCGACUGCAAACCAAUCUCAACACCUAUGGAAUCAAAUUUCAGAAUGUGUGCACAUGAAGGAAAAAGCUUAGAAGAUACAACUAUGUAUCAAAAAUUGGUAGGCAGUCUCAUCUACUUAACCUUAACUCAACCUGAUAUUUCUUAUGCAGUUAGUGUAAUAAGUCGGUACAUGCAAAAUCUAAUGAAGCUUCAUUUGGAAGCAGUUCGACGAAUACUAAGAUAUGUGAAGAGCACAAUUGAUUAUGGUCUUGUGUAUAAAAGAAUUGGAGACUGUAAGUUAGUUGGUUACUGUGAUGCUGACUAUGCAGGAGAUCAUGACACCAGAAGGUCAACAACUGGUUACUUAUUUAAGCUUGGUUCUGGAGCAAUUUCUUGGUGCAGCAAGAGACAACCAACUGUAUCAUUAUCAAGCACUGAAGCUGAGUAUCGAGCAGCAGCAAUGGCAGCUCAAGAAAGCACAUGGUUGAUUCAACUAUUAAAUAACCUACAUCAACUAGUUGAUUAUGCAGUUCCAAUAUAUUGUGACAAUCAAUCGGCAAUUCGUUUGGCGAAAAAUCCGAUCUUUCAUGCAAGAACUAAACAUGUUGAAGUGCACUAUCAUUUUAUCAGAGAAAAAGUUCUCCAAGAAGAAAUUGAGAUGAGACAAAUCAGUACAGAUGAUCAAGUUGCAAAUUUGUUCACAAAAGGCUUGAGCGCCAGCAAAUUCAAAAGGUUUCGUGAUCAACUCGGCAUAGUACAAAGGGUUGGUGUUGAGGGGGAGUGUUAA
Molecule: messenger RNA, 1035 nt
Organism: Zingiber officinale
Lineage: Eukaryota; Viridiplantae; Streptophyta; Magnoliopsida; Zingiberales; Zingiberaceae
Exons: 2
Coding region: 1-1035 (344 amino acids)
Source: RefSeq, a predicted model, not a curated record